CAGGUGCUGGAGCGCUCCCGCGAUGUGGUGGACGAGGUCAGCGUCUCCCUGCGCCUCUGGGACACCUUCGGGGACCAUCAUAAGGAUCGGCGCUUCGCCUACGGCAGGUCGGACGUGGUCGUGCUCUGCUUCUCGCUGGCGAACCCCAACUCUCUGCGGCACGUGAAGACCAUGUGGUACCCCGAGAUCAAGCACUUCUGCCCCCGCACGCCCAUCGUGCUGGUGGGCUGCCAGCUGGACCUGCGCUACGCCGACCUGGACGCCGUCAACCGCGCACGCCGGCCGCUGGCCAAGCCCAUCAAGCCCUCGGACAUCCUGCCGCCGGAGCGGGGGCACGAGGUGGCGCAGGAGCUGGGGGUGCCGUACUACGAGACCAGCGUGGUGGCGCAGUUCGGGGUGAAGGACGUGUUCGACAACGCCAUCCGCGCUGCGCUCGUGUCCCGCCGCCACCUGCAGUUCUGGAAGUCCCACCUGCGCAAGAUGCAGCGCCCGCUGCUGCAGGCGCCCUUCCUGCCCCCCCAAGCCCCACCGCCCCUCAUCCAGGUGCCCGACGCGCCCCCGGGCUGGGGGGGGGGCCCGGCCGCGCUGUUCCGGGCCCCGCUCUGCGCCGAUGUCGUGUUCCAGCUGCAGGGCGGGCACCGCGUCUUCGCCCACCGCGUGUUCCUGGCCACCGCCUGCUCCCGCUUCUACGACCUGUUCACGCUCGAGGGGCCGCCCGGGACCCCCGGCGAGGGGGACGGGGGCACCCGCGACCUGUCGGGGUGGGGCCGCGGGUUCCUGAGCCUGCGCUGGGAGGAGGUGCCAGAGCCGGCGGCGGGGCGGGAGCGGCGCAUGGCGGUGGUGGCCAUGGACCGGGCCGUGCGGCCGGAGCCGCUGCGCGCCGUGCUGGAGUACCUGUACACCGGGCGGCUGGAGCGGCCCCACGCCGACCUGCGCCAGGUGGGCGCCGUGGCCGAGCUGCUCGAGGUGUUCGACCUGCGCAUGAUGGUGGCCAACGAGCUCAACCAGGAGAGCUUCAUGAACCAGGAGAUCACCAAGGCCUUCCACGUGCGCCGCGCCAACCGCGUCAAGGAGUGCCUGGCCAAGGGCGUCUUCGCGGACGUGGUGUUCCGUGUGGAUGACGGGCUGGUGCCGGCGCACAAGCCGCUGCUCAUCGCUGGCUGCGACUGGAUGAGGGCCAUGUUCCGGGGGGGCUUCCGUGAGAGCUACGCCCAAGAGGUAUCCCUGCCCGGCACCAACUGCGCCUGCCUCCGCGCCGUGCUCGACUUCCUCUACACGGGGGUCUUCACCCCCACGCCCGACCUGGACGCCAUGGAGCUGCUCAUCCUGACGGACCGGCUGUGCCUGCCGCGGCUGCAGGCGCUCACCGAGCAAUACGCCGUGGACGAGCUGCUCCGAGCCUUCAUGCAGCGCGUGGAGAUCGACGAGCAGGUCAUCAUCUACCUGGAGAUGACGCAGUUCCACAACGCCCACCAGUUGGCCGCGUGGUGCCUGCACUACAUCUGCACCAACUACAACCGCGUGUGCCGCCGCUUCCCCCGCGAGAUGAAGUUCAUGUCCCCAGAGAACCAGGCGCACUUCGAGCGGCACCGCUGGCCCCCGGUGUGGUACCUGAAGGAGGAGGAUCUGUACCUGCGCUCCAAGAAGGAGCGGGAGCGCGAGGAGCAGCUCCAGCGCAAGCAGCACCCCCGCAGCAAGUGGUGCUUCUGGCGGCCCUCGCCCCCCGUGUCCUGAGCUGGGGACGAGGGGCUGGGACCCCCGCGUGGGGCUGGGGGGCUUGGCUGGACUGGGAGCCCCUGUGUGGGGCUGGGGGGCUCGGCCGGGCUGGGGGUCCCUGUGUUGGGCGGAAGGGCUCGAGGCUGGGACCCCCACAUGGAGCUGGGGGCUUGGAUGGGUUGGGGGUCCCUGUGCUGAGCUGAGGGGCUUGAGGCUGGGACCCUCACACUGGGCAGGGGAGCUCAGCUGGCCUGGGGGUCCCUGUUCUAAGUGAGGGGCUUGGGGCUGUGGCUCCCAUGCUGGGCUGGGGGUCCCUGUGCUGGGCUGGGGGUCCAUGUGCUGGGCUGGGGGUCCCUGUGCUGGGCUGUGUGGCUCAGGCUCGGGACCCCCACACUGGAAUGGGGGGCUCAGCCCCAGGGACUGCACACAGAACUGAAGGGCUGGGCCCUAUGACCCCCACCCUGGGCUGGGGGGCUCGGCCUUGGGAUCCCCACCCCGGGCUGGGGGGCUCGGCCAGGCUGGGGGUCCCCACCCCAGGCUGGGGGGCUCGGCCAGCCUGCCCCAAGGGCCUGUUUACCUGCCCCACCCCUGGCUGUUUACAGGUUCUGCUGGGGCACAGCCCCCUGCCCACCGUGCCUUCCCCCGGGGGGGCCAUGCUGAGCCCCCCGGCAGGGCCCCCACCCCGGCCAAUGCUGGUGCUACCUCUGACCGAGCAGUAUUUGGGGCUGGGGGUGUGCAGGGAGCGGGGGCUCUGCUGCCCCCCCGUCUUUCUUGAGGGCUUCUCCCCCCGCAGGGCUCUCUGGUGCUGUAUUUUCUCCCCCCCAGGGGGUGGGGGGGCCAAGCUGUGAGGAGGGUGGGUGGGGUGGGUGUGGGGGGGUCCCUGGGUGCUUGUGUGGCUGCGAGAGCCCCCGGCUCAUCUCUGUGCCUUGGACGGGCCCCCGGGCUCUGGGCCCAGGGGGGACAUUGUCCCUGUCCCUGGGCUGUGUCCCCCUGGAGUGGGGGUGGCACCGUCCAAUCCCUCCGGGCUGAACUGCACAACCAUUUUUACACUUUUUUACCCCAGGAGCACAGCGGCCCCCGGGCCUUCCAGGGCCCCCCCGGCCUGGAGUGGGCCCCCCUCGGCCUGGAGUGGGCCCCCCCGCCUCAGCAGCAGCUGUUUUAACCUUUAAUAAAGCUUUUUGUAACAGAC
This is a messenger RNA of Corapipo altera (White-ruffed manakin), 2905 nucleotides long. Its product is annotated as rho-related BTB domain-containing protein 2-like. The record is from RefSeq and is a predicted model, not a curated record. NCBI's taxonomy places the organism in Eukaryota, Metazoa, Chordata, Aves, Passeriformes, Pipridae. Gene Ontology annotation, cellular component: cytoplasm. Gene Ontology annotation, molecular function: GTPase activity; GTP binding; ubiquitin protein ligase binding. Gene Ontology annotation, biological process: proteasome-mediated ubiquitin-dependent protein catabolic process; regulation of proteolysis.